This is a messenger RNA of Castor canadensis (American beaver), 1423 nucleotides long. Lineage: Eukaryota; Metazoa; Chordata; Mammalia; Rodentia; Castoridae. The record is from RefSeq and is a predicted model, not a curated record.
AUGGCUGAAUUAGUGAUGGUGGUGGUCCCAGGUCCAGGUACAUCAGACAGAGGAAACACUUCUGGGGAUGUGAGUUCUAUAUCCAUUUACAGUCCCAAGGAGAACCCAAAUGCGUUUGACACUGCAGCAUUCUUCCAGUCCGUGGGGAAUUUCCUUGGAAUCUUCGCUGGCUCAUUUGCAAUGGGGUCUGCAUAUGCUGUUGUCACAGCACUGUUGACCAAAUUUACCAAGCUGUGUGAGUUCCCAAUGCUGGAAACAGGCCUGUUUUUCCUCCUUUCUUGGAGUGCCUUCCUGUCUGCUGAGGCCGCCGGCCUAACAGGAAUAGUCGCUGUUCUCUUCUGUGGAGUCACACAAGCACAUUAUACCUACAACAAUCUGUCAUCAGAUUCCAAAAUGAGGACUAAACAGUUGUUUGAAUUUGUGAACUUCUUGGCUGAAAAUGUCAUCUUCUGUUACAUGGGCCUGGCGCUGUUCACCUUCCAGAAUCAUAGUUUUAAUGCUCUUUUUAUACUCGGAGCCUUUCUAGGGAUUUUUGUUGCCCGAGCCUGCAACAUUUACCCUCUCUCCUUCUUCUUGAAUCUGGGCCGGAAGCAGAAAAUCCCCUGGAACUUUCAGCAUAUGAUGAUGUUUUCAGGCCUGCGAGGAGCUAUUGCAUUUGCCUUGGCGAUCCGGAACACAGAGUCCCAACCCAAGCAAGUGGUGUUCACCACCACGCUGCUCCUAGUCUUCUUCACCGUCUGGGUGUUCGGCGGAGGAACGACCCCCAUGCUGACUUGGCUUCAGAUCAGAGUUGGUGUGGACCUAGAAGAAAAUCUGAAGGAGGAGCCCUCCUCACACCAGGAAGCAAACAAAGCGGAUAAGAACGUGACAAAAACAGAGAGUGCUCGGCUCUUCAGGAUGUGGUAUGGUUUUGACCACAAAUAUCUGAAACCAAUUUUAACCCACUCCGGCCCUCCGCUGACCACCACGCUACCUGAAUGGUGCGGUCCAGUUUCCAGGCUGCUCACCAGCGCCCAGGCCUUUGGGGACCAGCUGAAAGGGGACGAUGUGGAGUGCAUUGUAACCCAGGACGAGCUAGCCAUGAAUUACCAGGAGCAAGCCUCCUCACCUUGCAGUCCUCCUGCCAGGCUAGGUCUGGAGCAGAAAGCUUCACCCCAGACUCCAAGCAAGGAAAACAUUUAUGAGGGAGACCUCGGCCUAGGAGGCUAUGAACUCAAGCUUGAGCAGACUCCAGGUCAAUCCCAGAUGAAUUAAUUGGCAUGAGUGCAGAUGUCAUGACCGUAAUACAAGGAUGCAGGGUAAGGGAGACACUGGAAAACGUACUAAGCAUAGAUUGGAGAGAAGCAAGACUGUCACGUGUAUCCUCUGGUACCUGCAGAAAUGAAAACUUAUUGUCAUCUCUGUAUUACAACUGAAUUGAAUU